UGAAUCUGGGCGGGUCCAAGUCUUUGGGCAGAAGCAAACCACGCAGCAGUGUUGGGGGCCCAAGAUUAAAUAUCUGAGAAAAUGGGACACCAACUAAGAUGGAUGUGGAGGAUGUGUUCGAUAUGGAAGGUGAUGAAGAGACAGAGGUCAAAGAGGAGAUGAGCGGAAAGGAAAACAACGAAUAUGAGAAGGAAGAGGAGAACCCGAUUGGAAUAGAAGACGAAGAGGAAGAUGGAGACGAAGAGGAGGAAGAAGAGGAAGAAGAGGAAGAAGGGGAAGAAGGGGACGACAUGGAAGAGGUUGGAAAGCGGGAAUUUGAUGAAGAGAACGCAGAUAGAACAAGGAAGCAGAAGACCAAAGACAAAUAGGUAAAGAAGGUUUUUAUAAAUACGAAAUUGCGGAAGCACCUUCUUCCAUUCUUGUGGGCCAUUUACCUCACAGUUGCCGGAGUGAAGCUGUACGUCCAGUUGAAGAACAAACCACACUACAAAUA
This is a messenger RNA of Chara braunii, 493 nucleotides long. The record is from the annotation of a GenBank genome assembly. NCBI's taxonomy places the organism in Eukaryota, Viridiplantae, Streptophyta, Charophyceae, Charales, Characeae.